Molecule: messenger RNA, 1764 nt
Organism: Daucus carota subsp. sativus
Lineage: Eukaryota; Viridiplantae; Streptophyta; Magnoliopsida; Apiales; Apiaceae
Product: probable alpha,alpha-trehalose-phosphate synthase [UDP-forming] 9
Exons: 5
Coding region: 1-1764 (587 amino acids)
Biological process (GO): trehalose biosynthetic process
Cellular component (GO): cytosol
Molecular function (GO): trehalose-phosphatase activity
Source: RefSeq, a predicted model, not a curated record
AUGGCGGUCCUUGUGUUCUUGAGAAAUAAGCGCUACAGGGCCAAACUCGGAUUCUUUCUCCAUAGUCCAGUCCUUGCAUCAGAGAUCUAUCAAACACUUCAUGUAAGUGCUGACAUUCUGAGGAUUUUGUUGAACUAUGAUCUCAUCGGGUUUCAUACUUUCGAUUUUGGUCGCCUCAUCUUCUCAUGUUGUAGUAUAAUGCUAGGACAGGACUGUGAGUCCAAACGAGGACAAAUUGGGCUGGAUUAUAGUGCUCGCACGGUGUAUAUCAAGAUUCUGCCUAUAGGAAUUCAUUUGGAAAAAGUUGAAAAUGUUCUGAAUAUUCCUUCUACAUCAGUGAAAGUCAAGGAAUUCGAAGGGAAGCUCAAGGGGAACCAUGUAAUUGUUGGCGUAGACGACAUGAACUUAUUCAAGGCAAUUAGUCUGAAGUUAUUAGCAUCUGAACAGCUAUUGAGGAAGUAUGAAAACUUGCGGGAUAUUGUGGUUCUUGUUCAAAUUAUCAAUCCUGAAAGAAACUCAGGAGAAGACAUUGAGGAAGUGAGAUGGGAGACGUAUGGAACUGCUAACAGGAUUAAUCAGAUUUAUGGUUCUUGUGGUCAUCAACUAGUGAUUCUAAUUGAUCGACCAGUUGAUCAAUGCAGGGCUCUACAACUAUGGAUGAAGCUAGGGGAAUUAUGUCAUAUUCUCCUCGAAAUAAGUGCGCUAAUCAUUUAUGAAUAUGUUGGUUGUUCUCCAUCUCUGAGUGGAACAAUUGGAAUAAAUCCAUGGGGUAUUAGUUUCGUAGCUGAGGCUAUGCGUUCUACGAUCUCCAUGGGUGAUUUUUUAAGGCAAUUAAGACAUGAGCAGAACUAUAGCUAUGUUCAGUCUCUUGAUGUGGCGUAUUGGGCUCGCAGUUUCGUCCAUAGCAUGGAGAGAGCAUGUCUUGAUCACUAUAAUUAUCAAUGUUGGGGUAUGGGCUUCAGUUUCAUAUUUAAGACAAAUAGGAGGGCUAUAUUUCUAGACUUUGUUGGCAUCCUUGUUCCUCAUUCCUCGACCAAGAAAAACCUUAGUAGUGAAGCUGAAACUGCUCUUAUCACUCUGUGUGAUGAUCCUAUGAACACUGUGUUUAUCGUUAGUGGAAGUGGUAGAAGUUCCUUAACCGAGUGGCUGGCUCCAUGUGAAGGUCUAGGACUAGCUGCUGAACAUGGGUACUUCAUAAGGUGGAAGAAAACUUCUGAAUGGCAAUCUAGUUUGGUUGUGGAUCUCCAGUGGAAGGCAACAGUGGAGCGUAUAAUAAAUUCGUAUACAGAAGUCACGGAUGGUUCCACCAUCGAAGUCAAAGAAAGUGCUUUGGUUUGGCACCGUCAAGAUGCAGAUCAUGAUUUUGAAUCCUUGCAGGCAAAGGAAUUGUCGGAUCAUUGUAAACACGUCAUUGCUAACGAACCUGCAGUAGUUAGAAAGGGAAAAAAUAUUGUUGAGCUUAAACCACAGGAUGCAAGCAAAGGCUUGGUCACAGAAAAGGUAAUCGCGACAAUGGUUAGCAAUGGUGAGAUCCCUGAUUUUAUCCUCUGCAUUGGAGACAUGUACGACGGUACUUUGAAAAUUGUUUCAUCUGUGGUGGUCCCCGCCGUUCCGGAAAUCUUUUUCUGCACUGUGGAGCAAAAGCCUGGCACGGCCAAGUACUUUGUUGACGAUACUUUUGAAGUUCAGAAGCUACUCCAGUGGCUUGCUAAUGUUUCGAGUACGCAGCCAAGCUCCGCUGAAAAUCCGCCAAGUAUUCCCUGA